This is a messenger RNA of Etheostoma cragini (Arkansas darter), 7687 nucleotides long. RefSeq names its product protocadherin Fat 4. Gene Ontology annotation, cellular component: adherens junction; catenin complex; plasma membrane. The record is from RefSeq and is a predicted model, not a curated record. Gene Ontology annotation, molecular function: cadherin binding; calcium ion binding. Gene Ontology annotation, biological process: cell-cell junction assembly; homophilic cell-cell adhesion; multicellular organism development. Bases 80 to 7687 code for a protein of 2535 amino acids. The transcript is spliced from 14 exons. Lineage: Eukaryota; Metazoa; Chordata; Actinopteri; Perciformes; Percidae.
UUCUCGAUUGUUUGUCUUUUUCAACCAGGUAUCAGCUUUGGAUGAAGAUUUAGGCAUCAACAGCCAGCUUACCUAUUUCAUGCAGAAUGAAGAUAGUGAUGGUUUGUUCUCCAUCACUCCCAAUGGCAUGUUUCAAAUUUUACACAGUCUGGACAGAGAGAGGAAAUCAUUGUACUUGGUAACCAUCAUCGCUGUUGAUUCAGGAUUGCCACCUCUAACAGGAACUCUAACCAUAAAUGUCCUAGUAGAUGAUGUCAAUGAUAACCGUCCAGAGUUUACUGAGGUAGUCUACAACACCAUAGUGUCUGAGGACAGUCCAACCGGCACUGUGUUUGCAAUGAUAACUGCAUCUGACAAUGAUGAGGGUGUCGGCGGGGAAAUAAGGUAUUCCAUGGAGAACAUUGAUGUGCCGUUUGCCAUUGAAAAAACAUCUGGAGAGCUGUUUACAACCGAUGUCCUGGACAGGGAGACAGUAGCCAUUUACAGGUUGAUAGUGAUUGGCAGAGAUGAGCAUCCCACUCAGCCUCUUUCAAGCUCAGUGCUUGUUACUGUUCUUAUUGGAGAUAUUAACGACCACUGGCCCCAGUUUAUGAACAGCCCCUACGUGGCCUAUGUGCCCACUGAGAUGGCUCCAGACUCAGUCGUUUGUGCAGUAAGAGCUACAGAUGGAGAUACUGAGAUGAACGCAGAACUGCAUUAUAUGUUAUACGGACAAAGUUCAGAUCUGUUUUCUAUCCAUUCGUACAGCGGCACUGUAUUUGCUUCAAGUGCUCUCCAGGGAAUGAAAGAUAUCAUUGUCAAUGUACAUGUGGAAGACUCUGGAGAAAAUCCUAAAUUUGACAUCACUACAAUCAGUAUCCGGUUUCAGAACUUUUCUGAGUUUCCGGAGAUGAAUGUGGAUGUUGUGAGCGAUUCCCUCUCUGAGGAUGAGCCAGUGGGAACAUUAGUGGCAGUUGUCUCCGCAGCGAGCAUCAGGGCUGAACCUGUCUCUUUUUAUCUAGCUUCUGGAAACUUUGAAGACAUGUUUCAUGUGGAACAAUUGAGUGGCGUGCUGACAGUGGAGAACCCUCUGGAUUAUGAGAACAAAAAGGAGUUGACUUUGUUGAUAGAAGCCAGAGAUUCUGGCUCGCCUCCUUUCUCCUCAUUUGCAGAAAUUCACAUCAACAUCAGUGAUGUAAAUGAUCACUUCCCUCAGUUCACCCAAGCCGAUUACAGGUGUGAGGUGUUUGAGAACUCCCCGCCAUCCUGGGUUUGUGAUGUUCUCGCCAUUGACUCUGAUUCAGGCAGCUACGGCACAGUGCAGUACAACAUAACAGGAGGAAACACUGAUACGUUUUUCACAAUUGACCCUGAGAAUGGUUUCUUGAGCACCACUGCAAGCUUAGACAGAGAAAAUAUCCCUGAAUUUAAUUUAACAGUUGAAGCUGCAGAGUUAAACAACCCUCUACAUAAAGACACAGCAACCGUUAUUGUAGUUGUUUUAGACAGAAAUGACAACGCACCUCGCUUUUCACAGAUUUUCCUUACAGAGGUAGCUGAGGAUUCCCCUGUUGGACACACAAUUAUACAAGUCACCGUAACUGAUGAUGAUAUUGGUGCCAAUGCAGUAAUUAAUUACUCCAUACUUGACCAAACUGAUGAAAUGCCAUUUAAUAUUGACUUCAUCACUGGCUGUGUCAGGGUUGGAAGACUUCUGGACAGAGAGAUGCAGGAUCAUUAUAUCUUGAAAGUAAAUGCAAACAAUUCAGCAUGGAGCAUCAGCACUGACGUCACUAUUGUCAUAACAGAUGUCAAUGAUAAUAGACCAGUGUUUUCCGAUCAUUUUUACAGCGUUGUCCUCCCUGAGACAAAAGAUAAAGAGGUGUUUGUUUUGCAGGUUCUUGCUACAGAUGCAGACAUGGGGCAAAACUGUGACAUUUUGUAUGUUAUUGAACCUUCAAAUGAGCAGUUUUGGGUGAACGGUUCCUCUGGUGAGAUAUAUACGAAGCAGCCACUGCUGUUACAUAAUCCUGCGUUUAAAAUAUACCAGUUUACGGUCAUUGCAUUUGAUUGUGGUAGUGUUCCUCUUUACAGUGAAGCCACUGUCACAGUAAGAUUAGAACCAUAUAACUACCACCCACCAAUGUUUUUACCUAUGCAGCCUCUGAUUGCUAUCCCCUUUCACAUGGCUGUUGGUACUGAGGUGGUCCAAUUUACAGCAAUAGAUCCGGAUGUCAGUAACAUCAGCGUUGGUAUUGAAUAUGUUGUGAAUGGAGGUAAUGCAUCUGAUUUCUUCUGGAUCCAAACAGACAAUGGAAAAGUAAUGUUAACUCAAAGUUUGGUGGAGAGCAUACAUUUAUUUUUCACUUUAUCAGUUCUUGCAAAAGAUCAGGGUUUCCCCUCUUUGUCAUCACAGACUGAAAUCACUUUUGAAAUAACUGGGAGGAAUCAAUUUUCUCCGAGCUUUAGAGAGCUGGAUGUUGUUUUCUCUGUCCCCGAGGACUUGCCGGUAGGAUCUGUUAUUGGAAGGAUUCAAGCAGAAGACAAGGAUCGUGGUCCCAAUGGUGCCGUUGUGUACUGCAUUACCACAGAAAAUCUAUAUUUCCCAUUCUCUGUAGGAGAUAAAUCUGGGCUACUAACACUGAUCAAAGAGCUUGACUUUGAAAAAGAAAGUAUUUAUCAUGUUCAAAUCAAAGCCGUGGAUGGAGGCUGGGUCUCCAAAACUGGCAUGUUAAAUGUCACAGUGGUAGUUAUGGAUGUAAAUGACAAUCCCCCAGUCUUUUUGUCCCCAGAAUAUACCACGUCAGUGCCUGAAAACUCUGAAAUUGGAACAAACGUUCUAGUUGUGAAGGCUGCAGAUGCAGAUUCAGGUGCACAAAUAUCCUAUUCUCUUAUCGCUGGCCAUGUGGAUAAAUUUGCAAUUGAUUCAAGAAAUGGCACCAUCACCACAUUGGAUGUGUUUGAUUAUGAGCGAGAGCAGAUCUUUGGUAUUACAGUCAAAGCUUCAAACAUUGGUGGCCAUACUUUAUUUAGUUUGGCACACGUUGUCAUCCAAAUCUUAGAUGUUGAUGAGUUCACACCGACAUUCAGGAAAAAAGUAUAUAACUUUUCUGUAUUGAAAAAUGUACCUGUUGGAACUAGGAUUGGAAAUGUAAUAGCUACAGAUUAUGACCAAGGUUCUGAAGGUCAGGUGUUUUACCUGAUGUUUGGUCAAAACAAAUAUGUGGGCUUUGAAAUUGACAAACUUUCUGGAGACAUCUACACAACUGUCAGUUUGAGAAAACAAGGCAACAGCGACAUAGUUUUAAAAGUACUGGCAAAGAACUCUGGCGUUAUCACUGGCAUGGAUGUGGACGAGACUUUGGUCCACAUCAGGGUGAUUGACACGAACGAUGCACCCGUUUUCACUUAUGCCCUUUAUUUGGCCAAUGUUGCAGAAGACAGCCCCGUUGGGACAUCUUUGGUAACUGUUAGUGCUCUGGAUGAGGACUCCAUCUUGAACUGGAAUCGUUUCUUCUUCAGCAUUGCAAAUGGAAACACGAACUUCUCUUUUGCCGUUGAUCCAUCCAGUGGUGUCAUAUCAGUACAUUCUCCACUUGACAGAGAACUGUGGGCAGUUUAUAAUCUGACUGUUACAGCCACUGAUAAUGGCUCUCCACCAGCCACUGGGACUACUAACGUCAUAGUGAUUAUUGACGACGUUAACGACAGUGUUCCCAAACUCACAAUUACUGAGGCUCAAGUGAAGGAAAAUCAGCCUGAAGGCACAAUGGUUGCCAGAUUGAAUGCAUCUGAUUCUGAUUUGCCCCCAAACCAGGGCCCUUUUACUUACUGGUUGGUAAAUCCUUCAACAGCAAGUGUUUUUUCACUGACUCCUGAUGGAGUUUUAUUCACCACACAGACUAUUGACCGGGAACAAAUCUCUGCAUAUCGAGUCCUGGUGGCUGUCAGGGAUGCAGGGAUCCCUCCGCUGUCAUCCACAACCAUGAUCCACAUCAAGAUUGUGGAUGAAAACGAUAACCCUUCACAGCCUAGAAAUAUUUUCAUCGAGGUGAAAUACUUUGGCAGUUCCUUCCAAGGAGGCAUGAUUGGCAAUGUCCAUCCUGAGGAUCAGGAUGAGUCUGACACAUUCAGAUGCACCAUCAAAAGUGGACACCUUAACAUGUUUACCAUAUCUAAUGGCACAUGUGAGCUGUGGUCGUCUCCUUUUCAAGGCGAGGCUACAAUCAACAUCACUAUCGAAGCUACAGACCAGCUUCACUUCCCAGUCAACAACAGCAUCUAUGUAACCUACAAAGGUUUCACGAAUGCUUCUAUAGACAGCUGCAUAUUGUUCUAUGUGUCAGCCUCCUCAAUGGAGGAGUUUAUGUCCAAUAAGUAUUUGCGGUUUGUGAAAGCUCUGGACAGUCUGUUUAACCUACAGGCCUCUAAGACUCAUGUAUUUGGAAUCAAACACAUCGGCAGUAAAAUCCUUCUAUUGGCUGCGGUGAAAAACUACAAUGGUCAAUAUCUUAGCAAAGAGGUAGCCAUCGGUAUCUCUGCAGGCCAUAAGAAAUUACUUGAGGCUCAGAGCAAUGUGACGAUUUCUCACAUCACAAGUGAUCCAUGUCUCACCAGCCCUUGUCAAAAUGGGGCGACGUGCAACAAAAACACUUACAUCAGUCAGGAUGUGGUUGUCCUGGAAAGCUCGGCGGUCAUCUUUGUGUCACCCCAUAAAGAGAUUUUUAAUUGUACCUGUCUAGCCGGCUUCACCGGGACACUGUGCGAAGACGACGUUGACGAAUGUGAGGUGAAUCCCUGCGAGAAUGAAGGCACAUGUGUGAAUGUCCCAGGAAGUUUCUACUGUCAAUGUCAGAGUGGCUUCUCUGGCUCUUUCUGCUCUGCUGAUGUAGAUAAAUGCCUGAAGGUGAAGUGCCAAAACAGAGGAACUUGUAUUCACACUCAAGAUGGAUAUCACUGCCACUGUGUGCCUGGAUUUGAAGGGCAAAUGUGUGAGCGGGCCGUUGACCACUGUGAAUCAACGCCUUGUGGUCAGGGCAGAUGCAUCAAUUCACAGACAGGAUUCUCUUGUCAUUGUCCCUUUGGGGUCAGUGGAGCCCACUGUGAGGAGCACAGUCACGGCUUUGAGGUGCUGUCUUUCAUGGAGUUUCCCCCGUUGGAUCGAAGGAUUAAUUUAAUCUCUCUAGAGUUUGCAACAGUACAGAGAAACUCCCUGCUCCUGUACAACCCCGGAGGAUCCUCCAGCAGGGAGUUCUUUGCACUGGAGAUACUGAACGGGGCCAUGCAUCUCUCCUAUGACCUGGGCUCAGGACCUGUGAGGCUGCACACAAACAAACAUGUGGCAGAUGGAUAUUUCCACAGUGUGACUGCCAGGAGGAUUGGCCAUAUGGGUUCUUUACAUGUGGACAACUGCACAGAUGAUGAGAACAAUGGAUUUUGUUUUUCACAGAGUGAUGGCAGUAGCUUAAAGAGAACACUAGAUGUUGGCAGUAAUAUGACACUGGGAGGAACAAGGACAUUUGAAUCUAUUUUACUGAAUCCGGCUCAGAUAAAAACCCAUGACUUUGUUGGAUGUAUUCGGAACAUUCACGUAAAUGGAAUCUUGCUGACCCCUUCAAUGGCCCUUGCAACAUAUAACAUCCUUGAUAGGUGUCCUCGGACAACACCAUCCCCAUGUCAUAGCCACCCAUGUCAAAAUGGCGGCGUGUGCCAUGACCUUUGGUCUGACUACCUUUGCGAGUGCAAAAGCCGUUUUACUGGAAGCAACUGUGCUACAGAAAUGUCAGAACAGCUUGUAUUGCAAUUUACUGGGAAUGACUACAUUGAGUAUGUCAUCAAGGAGCGAUUCAAAAGAGACUACCUGUUAGAAAACUUGGUGGAUGGUGAAAAAAAAGGAGAGAGAGACCAAACAGUAAUCAAUAUAAAGUUCAAGACCCAAGAUAAUGGAUUGUUAUUGUUUGUUGUUGGAGAGACAGGAUACACUAUGCUGAAGAUAAAAGACAGAAAGCCAGUGUACAUGUCCAAAGAGGCACUGUCAGGACACCAGUCUGAGUUCACUGUGGACUCUCCUGUGGCUGACGGGGUCUGGCAUGUCCUCUCUUUGUUCAGCAACGGACAGAUUACCCUUCUGCUUCUGGAUGGUAAAUCAGUCUUGAACAUCAGCGACAGCAGAAUGGAUCUCAAUCCCGUCAGUGUGGAAAAGAUUAUUUUUGGUGCACUUCUGACAGGUGAUUUGAAACUCCAACAGUCAGGGUUCAAUGGCUGUGUGCAGUAUCUCAAUGUAAGCGGGCACACUCUGCCAGUCAGUGGACACAGUGUGAUGGUGGACGCCCGGCCGAGCUCUACCCUUGUUCAGUUGAACUGCAGCUCUACUGGUGUCUGCCUCCCCUCGCCCUGCUCUGAGGAGGACACAGCCAGGAGGCGUUGUCUCUCUGGACCUACUGUGCACAACAGGUCCUGCAUCUGUUUACAUAACAUUUCUGAGCAUGCCUGUGAUAUCUGCAUCGCCACGACAGAGAGCCUCAAUCAAUGCUCUGAGGCGCAGCGCAGCGCUCCUCUGUGGCUCAUAGCUGUGAUUCUUCCUCUAAUCUCCAUCCCAGUGAUAGGAAUGUGUGUCGCCCUUUACAGAGUGAGGCGGAAGAAUGCAAAGUGUCAGAGAGAUAGUUCGCCACCGAAAACAGAGCAAGGGACAGACAAUGUAAGGUUUUGCUUUGAUGACAAGAGAACACUCACAGAUGAUGAGUCUGCAAAAAUAGAGAAACAACCCAACCCAAUGAGGAAUGAUCAGCAGAGGUUAAGUGGGGAGUUUUACAGUGAUGCCAGUCUGUCAAGUGUUCAGCAGGUGCCAAACAGUGAGCUGGAGUAUUAUGAAAUUGGCAGCAUCUGUAGCGCACUUCAUUCAGACACUGCUUCACUGACACUCAGCUGGCAUAAACAUCUGUACAGCCCAACAUGUGUGAAAGCUAAUCCUAAACGGUGGGGAGAUUUGAGGAUGCUGUUAGCAGGAUUUAAGAAAGAAUGCUUCAGUGAAGAGAGGGCAAAAAAUCCUACAGAACCUCAAGAUGUAGCUUUCUUAAACAAGCAGCUGUUGACCAAGAUUGAUCCAGAGCGGUCCCAACCAAAGUUCCUGGAACCGGCCCAAUGUCUCACGUUCGAGGAAAUUGGUAAACUAUACACUCCUCUGGAGAAAAAAAUGUCACAACCAGCAUCCUUAGAGUUUGGACCUGACAAGUCCACCAUGAUGAACGGUGCCUCAUCUGACAGUGAAACAGGCAGCACAUUCACCUGGUCGGAGUCUGAGUGCGGACAGUUUUCUACCAUCAGCGCCAGGACAUAUAUACAUGACCUGACAUCCCUGUCAGCGUGCAGCUUCAGGCAACAAGGCAUCGUGCCUGUCCGCUCAUUCUUAAAACGCUCCUGUCACUCUGCUGCAGGUCAGCACAAAGCUGAGAGUGCUCCCUCAAGUAUGUUUGAGCAAUGGGGAAGUCUUCUAAACAUGCAUCUACCUUUCAGCAGCUAUGCUCCUGAGUGGAAUCCGGUGUGCUGGAGUCAGGUGUCCAGCUGCCUCUCAUCUGCCACAAUCAACUUCUGCUUCAUAUACCCGGUCCUACCCUAUCCUUCCAAUACUGCCACACUGCCAUUGGAACCAGACUCCAGCUACCGCUCCACUCCUGUUGUAAACCAAAGCAGAACCAGCACCACCACUUGA